AUGCGUUUCUCAGCCCUUCUUUCCGCCUUUCUGCUUUCCAGCGCCUCGCUGGCCACCCCGACCCAAGCGUCCUCAGCACUGGGUAAUGCUCCGACGCAGGGGAGUGCUCCGGCAGAAGAGCACUCUAUUGCUCAUGUUCCCCCAACAACACCGGAGCCGACUGCGCAAUCGAGUGGCAAUUCCGAGGCCGACGUCAGAAUAAACAGCCAGCAGGACGAGAAUGCCGACGCCGAAGAUGAGCAGGAAACUGCCAAUGUCAACAACCAGCAGACGUCUGCCGAAGUUCCUCCCCAGUCAAACGCCGCGCCGCAACCAUCCGCAAGCCAAGACGACGACGCUCAGCCCAGUGAGAAUGCCGCGGCACAAUCUACUGACAGCUCGUCUGCCUCCGCCGGCAGUGGAGGUUUCCUGUCCCAGCACUCGGAAGGUAGUGCUGCUGCCUCAAGUGCCUCGCCCGCCGAGACCCAGGCUGGUGCCGAGUCCUCCGAGGAGGCCACUCCGUCUCGUUCUGCUCAGCCGAAGGGACAGUCUACUGUCACUGCUUCUUCGGGAUCCAAGCCAUCAUCCACGGGCAGCAAUGGUGAUCCUCUGAAAAGCCUUCUCGACGGACUGACUGGAAAUCCCCUGAAGGAUCUGGGCAAUGGUCUUGAUGGUCUCUUGGGUAUCUUGAACCCGACGUUCCUGCAGGACGUCGAGUCCUUCUUCCAUCAUUUUGCGUACCUGUUUGACGACAAGACAACCGACCAGACGAAGGACUUGAUCAACACGGGACACAAGCUCCUGACCAAUGAAUUGAUCAAGGAGGUUACGGGUCUCCUGGACAACGCCAACUCAUUGUUGACACCCAGCUUCGUGAACGAAACCCAGGACCUCAUCAGCUCGAUCGGUCCUCUGGUUACCCCGGGUCUGUUCAAGAAGGUCUCUGCGUUGUUAGACCACGGAAACGACCUCUUGACCGCCGAUUUCGUCAAGGAGGUUAAGAGCUUGAUCAAAUCGCUCGGCCCGCUCGUUACGCCCGAGCUCUUCGGAGAAAUUGCCUCCUUGUUGCACAAUGGCAACAAGUUGCUGACGCCCGAUUUCGUCAAGGAAGUGCGACAACUCAUCGAGGCCGUCGGUCCUGUCUUGAGUCCUGAGCUACUGAAGGAGGUCCGCUCUCUAUUGACUAAUGCCAACGGCCUCUUGACCCAGGACUUCGUGAAGGAGGUCAAGAGUCUGAUCAAAUCGCUCGGCCCUCUCGUUACACCCGAGCUCUUCGGAGAAAUUGCCUCGUUGCUGCACAAUGGUAACAAGUUGUUGACGCCUCACUUCGUGAGCGAGGUCAAGAGCUUGAUCGAUUCGAUCGGACCGCUCAUCAAACCUGAACUCUUCAAGGAGAUCAACUCGCUGCUGGGCAAUGCCAACACGCUCCUGACGCCUAACUUCGUGAAGGAGGUCAAGAGCCUGAUCAAAUCGCUUGGCCCGCUUGUUACACCUGAGCUCUUCGGAGAGAUUGCCUCAUUACUGCACAAUGGCAACAAACUGUUGACGCCUCACUUCGUCGAUGAGGUCAAGAAAUUGAUUGAUUCGCUCGGACCACUCCUCACGCCGGGUCUCUUCAAGGAGAUCAGCUCGCUGCUUGACAACGCCAACAAGCUGCUGACACCCCACUUCGUGGAUGAAAUCAAGAACUUGAUCAACUCGCUCGCACCGCUCAUCAAACCUGAACUCUUCAAGGAGAUCAGCUCGCUGCUGAACAACGCCAACGAUCUACUGACCCAAGACUUCGUCAAGAAGAUCAAGAACUUGAUCAACUCGGUUGCUCCUAUCCUCACGCCGGAAGUCCUCGGAAAGGUGGCCGGCCUGUUGGAUAACGCCGCUGAUCUGCUGACGCGCGAAUUCGUCAAGGAGACCAAGGGCUUGAUCAAUACGGUUGCUCCUGCGGUGACUCCUCAACUGCUCAAGGAAGUCAGCAGCUUGUUGAAGAGCGCGGCUUCCUUGCUGACGCCAGGAUUCGUCGACGAGGCUCAAGGCGUCCUGGGCAAUGCCAACCACCUGCUGACACCCAAGUUCGUCAAGGAGACCCGCGGAUUGAUUGACGGCAUCGCCCCGAUUGUCACGCCUGAACUGCUCGGCCAAGUUGGCGGCCUCCUCACCAACGCCGGCAACCUCCUCACGCCCAAGUUCGUCAACGAGACGCGCGAUCUCAUCGAUGAUAUUUCUCCUGUCGUCACUCCCGAGUUGCUCGGCAAGGUCGGCGGUCUUCUGACCAACGCCGACAAGCUUCUGUCCAACAAGUUCGUCGACGAGACCAAGAGCCUGAUUGACGCCGUGUCGCCUGCCAUUACGCCCAAGCUUCUCGAGGAAGUCAGCUACCUCCUUGGUAACGGCACCCACCUGCUGACGCCUAAGUUCGUCAACGAGACCCGGGACUUGAUCAACGACGUCUCGCCUAUCAUCACGCCUGACCUGCUUGGCGAAGUCGGUGGCCUUCUGGACAACGCCCACCACUUGCUAUCCUCCAAGUUCGUCAACGAGACUCAAAUCUUGGUCGAGGAUGCUUCUGAGUUGCUUCCUGUUGUGGUCAAGAUCUUGGGUACUUUGUAA
Messenger RNA from Aspergillus steynii IBT 23096, 2583 nucleotides. RefSeq lists its product as uncharacterized. The coding region runs from base 1 to 2583 and encodes 860 amino acids. The transcript has 2 exons. The record is from RefSeq and is a predicted model, not a curated record. NCBI's taxonomy places the organism in Eukaryota, Fungi, Ascomycota, Eurotiomycetes, Eurotiales, Aspergillaceae.